UAAAGGACCUGGACCACAGAGAAAAUGAGAUGAAUAUCUCUGUGAGAGUGACCUGCAAACCCCAGCAUCUUUUAGGGGUGAAGUUUGGACGUGCUGGGAUUAAUUACCCGAACCUCAAACUUGGUGCCCUUUAGGAAACAUAUUUGAAAAUGUUUCUGACUCGAAGAAAGAGACUUCACCUGAGUCGGAUUAUAUUUCUUCUCUCUGGGGUUUUCCUUUGUUCUUUAUACCAACUGACAAUUAGAGCCAGACUACCAGAACCCUGGCCAGAGCCCCAAAUAGCACAGGAACCUGAUGAUGGCUCUGGACAAACUAUAGUAGGAUUGUUGGAUAUGAUACAGGUUACUAAUUUAACUAUUGUUGACUCAAAGAACUCCACCUAUUCUGAUGAGGUUCGUCCAAAUAUGACUUUAGCCCCAACGACAAUACCUACAACUACUAAGCCACCUACAACAACCACAAAUAGGACUAUCCUCCAUUGCAUCUAUGUCGAUCCAACCCUUCCAAAACCCACCCCAGUUCCCACUCCAGCAACAGGUACUACCACUCAGGUGUCCAACACUACAGCCUCCAACCCCGGAGAAGCACCCCACAUGAAGGGAGAGUACCCGGAGGACAUCUUCUCUGUUGAGGAUCGACGCAAAGGCUGGGUUGCUCUCCACAUUUUUGGAAUGGUAUACAUGUUUGUUUCUUUGGCUAUUGUUUGCGAUGAGUUCUUUGUCCCUACAUUAGGAGUUAUCACAGACAAACUGGAGAUUUCAGAUGAUGUGGCAGGCGCUACCUUCAUGGCUGCCGGAGGCUCUGCUCCUGAACUCUUCACAUCCCUGAUUGGUGUCUUCAUCUCCCAUAGCAAUGUGGGCAUUGGAACCAUCGUUGGUUCGGCUGUCUUUAAUAUUUUAUUUGUGAUCGGAAUGUGUGCACUGUUCUCCCGGGAAAUGCUUUACCUCACCUGGUGGCCUCUGUUUCGGGAUGUAUCGUUCUACAUCAUCGAUCUCAUCAUGCUCAUUAUUUUCUUUUUGGACAACACUAUUAUGUGGUGGGAGAGUAUGAUGCUGGUGUGUGGUUAUGCUAGCUAUGUUUACUUCAUGAAGUACAAUGCUCAGAUUGAGCAAGCCUUUAAGACUCAACUCAGGAAACACAAGAACGUUGUCAAAGUCAUCACUGUGGAAGAACCUGAGAAGGACAAUGGGACAUCAGGUGAGGAUAAUAGGCCGCCUGAAACAGAAGACAGGAAUCGAUUAAAGCUAAAGCCCACACUGCAACGCGGAGGCAGUUCGGCUUCUCUUCACAACAGUACGAUGAGGAACACCAUCUUCCAGCUGAUGAUUCACACACUAGAUCCUCUAGGAGAGGAGUCAGUGUUUAAUGGAGAUGCAAAGGCUAGAAGCUCUUUGGAAUGCAAAGUGAAAUUUAAAGACAAGGCUCAGAUUUUGAACAGCAUGGCCCUGGGGAACGUAGAGAACAAAAAGAAGGAAAAAUCUGGUGAAGUCGGCGAUCAAACAAACCAGCCCAAGGAUUUAGAAGACACGAGUCCAGCAGCAAAAGAUGGAGAGGCCAAUCAGAAGACAGAGACACAAAAGGAGGAAGGCACUGCGGCAGGAGGUGGAUCCGAGAAUCCAGGAGGGUCAGAUGGCUCUGACAGCAGUGAAGAAGAUGACAGUGAUGAAGACAGUGAUGACAGUGAUGAUGAUGAAGAAAAUGAAGCCGGAGAGGAUGGGGACAACGAUGAACCUCUGUCCUUAGAGUGGCCAGACACCAGACGGAAACAGGCCACAUAUCUGCUUCUGUUGCCCAUCGUCUUCCCAUUGUGGCUCACAGUUCCAGACGUCAGAAACCCUGCAUCCAAAAAGUUCUUUGUCAUUACAUUCCUUGGCUCAAUAGUAUGGAUUGGAAUAUUUUCCUAUCUUAUGGUGUGGUGGGCACAUCAGGUGGGUGAGACUAUCGGCAUCUCAGAGGAGAUCAUGGGUCUUACGAUUUUGGCAGCAGGAACAUCCAUUCCUGAUUUAAUCACCAGUGUGAUUGUGGCUCGAAAGGGUUUGGGAGACAUGGCGGUCUCCAGCUCUGUAGGCAGCAACAUAUUUGACAUCACUGUGGGGUUGCCAGUACCCUGGUUGAUGUUCUCGUUAUGCCAUUCAUUUGCCCCGGUGCCCGUGAGCAGCAACGGGCUGUUCUGUGCCAUUGUGCUGCUCUUCCUCAUGCUCCUCUUCGUCAUUAUUUCCAUUGCUGCCUGUAAGUGGAGAAUGAAUAAAGUGUUGGGAUCCACCAUGUUCUUCCUCUACUUUGUGUUCCUGGUUCUUAGCGUAAUGCUAGAAGAUCGAAUCAUCAUGUGUCCCGUGUCCAUAUGAGCACAGCUGUAUUGCACCUGCAUGUGGUUUGAUAGUAAACAACCACUAUCUGUAUCCAUGUUGAGAUGCUCCUGUCAAACAUCUUGAACUUUUAAUGUGCAUUUAUGGUUUUCAAAGCUUUCCUGGAACUAUGGAGAACAAUAUCACUCAUAUUGUCAGUUUAUGAUCUGUGAUGCAAUAUAAUUUAGUUCAUUUUGUAUCAGCAGCGCCUUUUUUGAGAGUGCUCGAUGCGAAGUUCGUCACAACAUGUAU
This is a messenger RNA of Paramisgurnus dabryanus, 2597 nucleotides long. RefSeq names its product solute carrier family 24 member 1 (gene slc24a1). Gene Ontology annotation, biological process: intracellular calcium ion homeostasis; calcium ion transmembrane transport; long-term synaptic depression. Lineage: Eukaryota; Metazoa; Chordata; Actinopteri; Cypriniformes; Cobitidae. Gene Ontology annotation, cellular component: plasma membrane. Gene Ontology annotation, molecular function: calcium channel activity; calcium, potassium:sodium antiporter activity. The record is from RefSeq and is a predicted model, not a curated record.